UUCUGUACCUUGCCCCCUCCCUCCCCAGCUACAUGUUCUCUGUUAAAUGGGCUGCGCUCCUUCUCUUGUAUUCUCUAACCUCCCGAUCGUUUGAAGACUGAACAAGGGGAGUGCGGCCCUUGAGUGUGACCCUCCACUCCGCUUACACCGGGGGACAUGCUGCUUUUGUGCUGACUUUCACACUCCACAAUGGGUAGUUCCACCAAGUACACUCAGGCCCCCACGGGGGAAUUGACUCCCAAUGGGAAGGAUUCACCAGGGGAUACAAGUUCUCAGGAAUCCAUGAAGCUUAAGAAAGAAAUCUCGCUGCUGAAUGGAGUCUGUCUUAUUGUUGGGAACAUGAUUGGGUCUGGAAUCUUUGUAUCACCCAAGGGGGUUUUGAUGUAUAGUGCCUCCUAUGGCCUCUCACUGGUGAUUUGGGCUGUUGGCGGUAUCUUCUCCAUCUUUGGGGCCUUGUGUUAUGCGGAGCUGGGAACCACCAUCACCAAGUCUGGGGCUAGCUACGCCUACAUCCUAGAAGCAUUUGGCAGUUUUGUUGCCUUCAUCAGGCUUUGGACAUCCCUCCUCAUCAUUGAGCCAACCAGCCAAGCCGUCAUUGCAAUCACCUUUGCCAAUUACAUGGUGCAACCAAUUUUCCCAACCUGUGAAUCACCAUACUAUGCAAAUAGGCUUUUUGCUGCAGCCUGCAUUGGACUCCUUACUUUUGUGAACUGUGCCUAUGUCAAAUGGGGGACCCGUGUUCAGGACCUUUUCACUUAUGCCAAAGUGGUGGCUCUUAUUGCUGUCAUCAUUGCAGGGAUUGUGAAGCUUUGCCAAGGUCAGACAGAGAAUUUUGAUGACUCCUUUGCCGGUUCUUCUCAUGAUGUUGGAAACAUUGCUCUUGCUCUUUACUCAGCACUUUUCUCAUAUUCAGGAUGGGACACUCUAAACUUUGUUACAGAAGAAAUAAAAAAUCCAGAGAGAAACUUGCCAUUAGCUAUUGGGAUCUCCAUGCCAAUCGUGACUGUGAUAUAUAUCCUGACUAAUGUGGCUUAUUACACAGUGCUGGAUAUGCGAGCCAUUCUGAGUAGUGAUGCUGUUGCUGUGACGUUUGCUGAUCAGAUAUUUGGCAUAUUCAACUGGACCAUCCCGUUAGCUGUAGCUCUUUCGUGCUUUGGGGGUCUGAAUGCUUCCAUCCUUGCUGCUUCCAGACUGUUCUUUGUGGGUUCCCGGGAGGGCCAUCUUCCUGACGCUCUCAGCAUGAUCCAUGUGGAGAGAUUCACCCCCAUACCUGCACUGCUGUUUAAUGGAGCAAUGGCUCUGGUAUACCUGUGUGUUGAAGACAUCUUCCAACUCAUCAAUUAUUACAGCUUCAGUUACUGGCUAUUUGUUGGUUUGUCUAUUGCUGGGCAGUUAUAUCUGCGAUGGAAAGAACCAGACAGACCGAGACCACUCAAGCUCAGCCUUGUCUUCCCAGUGGUAUUCUGUCUUUGCACUGUGUUUCUGGUCGCUGUGCCCCUGUACAGUGAUUUGGUAAACUCACUGAUUGGGGUGGCGAUCGCUCUGUCUGGAGUCCCUGUAUAUUUCCUGCUUGUUCGUGUCCCUGAGAAGCGGAAACCACAGUGGUUGAGGCGUAUGGCAGCUGCAGUGACACGUUAUACCCAGAUCCUGUGCUUCUCUGUCAUCACUGAGAUGGAUUUAGAGAAUGAAGAAAAAGAAGUGUCAAAAUCAGACUGAGAAACACUCCAAAUUACACAUCCAAUGGACUAUCAAAAACCACUUGCAUUACAUAAUUUAUUUGUUAAACUGGGCAAGUGCCUUUUACAAUGUCAGUAGCCCCUUCAUUGCAGGGUAGCUGCAGGGCGGUCCUCUUGGUGAAGUGGCGUUAAUAAUUUAUCUCCAAGCGGGUUAAUCAAUAUCUGGACUUUCCUCCCCCCAUUGCCUUUGGAGCAGUUGUUGCAGUUCAGCGGAUUUCAUGCUUCCGAAAGCUACAAGAUAAAAUCCGUUGCGAGUCUUCAUUUAUUAUAAAACCCCCUGCCUCCUGUCCCAGAUUGUCUUCAGGAAGCCAGAAACCCCACACAACCAUGCUGCUUUCAGAGGCACGUGGGCAGGCAUGCUCCAUGCACAUUGCAUAGGGAGGUAGUCUGGGUGUAUAACAAUCUUAUCUAAAUAAUAAACUUGGAUUUAACAA
Molecule: messenger RNA, 2170 nt
Organism: Spea bombifrons (plains spadefoot toad)
Lineage: Eukaryota; Metazoa; Chordata; Amphibia; Anura; Pelobatidae
Gene: SLC7A7
Product: solute carrier family 7 member 7
Exons: 10
Coding region: 190-1716 (508 amino acids)
Biological process (GO): amino acid transmembrane transport
Cellular component (GO): membrane
Molecular function (GO): L-amino acid transmembrane transporter activity; basic amino acid transmembrane transporter activity
Source: RefSeq, a predicted model, not a curated record